AUGGUUCAACUCAUCAAUUCCCUUCUUCUUCUUCUUCUCCUACUACUGCCCUCCAUCCACUUGUUCUCAUCGGCGGAAGCAGUCUACGUCGACGUCGUAGACUUCGGCGCUAAACCAGAUGGCAAGACGGAUUCGACCAAAUCAUUCCUCAGUGCAUGGGAUGCUGCCUGCGGCUCGACGGGACCUGCGACCAUCCUUGUACCCGCUGGCUUCUUCUUGGUGGGUCACCUCGCUUUCUACGGUCCCUGUAAGAGCAGCAACAUCACUCUCCAGAACGAUGGCACCCUCGUUGCACCGUCCGAUUACGCCAACUUUGGAAAGGUUAAGCAGUGGAUGAUGUUUGAUCGAGUCCAGGGUCUCUCGGUGUACGGCGGGACCAUCGAUGGCCGUGGCUCAUCUCUCUGGGCCUGCAAGACUUCCGGUGGGAACUGCCCCCAAGGUUCAACGUCGUUAACGUUCAGGAACUCGAAGGACGUCAUGAUCAAAGGCCUGAGUUCGAUCGACAGCGAGCUGUACCACAUCGUGAUCGAAGGCUGCCAGGGGGUGACGGUGCAAGGCGUCAAGGUCAGGGCUCCGGGAAACAGCCCGAACACCGAUGGCAUCCACGUCCAGGGAUCCACCGACGUGACGAUUACCGGGACCAGCAUCGGGACCGGCGAUGACUGCGUCUCGGUCGGCCCCGGCACGGCGGGCCUAUGGAUCGAGCAGGUCGCCUGCGGGCCCGGCCACGGCAUAAGCAUUGGGAGCCUGGGGAAGUCGUACGACGAGAAGGGGGUGGAGAACGUGACGGUGAGGACGACGGUGUUCGCCGGGACGCAGAACGGGCUGCGGAUAAAGACGUGGGGGAGGCCGAGCAAGGGGUUCGUCAAGGAUGUGUUGUUCCAAAACGCCGUGAUGCAUAAUGUCAAACACCCCGUCAUCAUUGAUCAGUAUUACUGCCCCCACCACAUAGAUUGCCCUGGCCAGGAUUCUGGAGUAAAGAUUAGCCAGGUGACUUACAGUAAUAUCCGGGGAUCAUCUGCGUCACAAGUGGCGGUAACUUUUAACUGCAGCAGCACCAACCCAUGCACCGGAAUAAGGCUGGAAGAGAUAGACCUUACCCAUGGAAAUGAGCCGGCGAAGUCAUCUUGUGAAUGUGCUGAAGGCACUGCCUCUGGCUUUGUCGAGCCUCCAAGUUUCUACAGUGUACUUAAUUAUGGAGCCAAAGCUGAUGGAAAGACGGACUCGGCCCAGCCACUCCUCAAAGCUUGGGCGGCGGCGUGCCGGUCAUCUUCUCCGGCGACCAUCCAUGUGCCUGCAGGGAGUUUCCUAGUAAGCCAAGCCAUCUUCCAUGGCCCAUGCAAGAACACUGCGAUCAAGUUUUCGAUCCAUGGGACGAUCGUCUCGCCUUCAUACUACGGCAAGUCAGAUGCUUCAGGGAAAUGGAUUGCCUUUAAUAACGUCGAAGGCGUCACGAUUCGCGGCGGGAACCUCGACGCAAGAGGUGGAGCUUUGUGGACCUGCAAAUUUGAUGGCCGGAGCUGCCCAACCGGUGCACCUUCGCUGAUUGUCAGCAACUCGAAGAACAUCGCGAUCGACGGCGUAACGUCGAUCAACAGCGAGCUGUUCCACAUUGUGAUCCUUGGUUGCCAAGGAGUGAGGAUUCGAGGUGUUCACAUCCUGGCAUCAGAAAACAGCCCGAAUACUGACGGCAUCCAUGUUCAGAUGUCCACCGGCGUGAGCAUCGUUCAGGCCAACAUCAGGACCGGCGAUGACUGCAUCUCCAUCGGACCGGGCACCUCCCACCUUUGGAUUGAACGUGUGUUCUGCGGACCAGGGCAUGGCAUCAGCAUUGGGAGCUUAGGCAAGUUGGGGGAGGGACUUCAGGUGGAGGGUGUGCAAAAUAUAACGGUAAAAUCCGUCAUGUUUGCGAACACUCAAAACGGAUUUAGGAUUAAGACUUGGGGAACAAAUGCUCGUGGCUACGUUAAAGAAGUCGUCUUUGUAGACGCAGUGAUGCGAAAUGUCCAAAACCCUAUCAUCAUCGACCAGAACUAUUGCCCUGGAAACCACAAUUGCCCUGGACAGAAUUCGGGCAUUGAGAUCAGUCAUGUGAAGUACAAGAACAUUCGAGGGACAUCCGCAACAAAAGUGGCUGUGAAUUUCAACUGUAGUCCAAGGAAUCCAUGCAAUGGAAUUCGAUUGAAAGACAUUAAGCUCAUGUAUCAAAAUCAAUGGGCGCGGUGUUAUUGCAAGCAUGCUUAUGGAAUUGCUACUGGUUCUCGCCAGCUCCUGCUCUUUGUCCCACGAAACAGCUCUCAAACCCCAUUAAAACCUCUCUCCAUCUCUCUGCCGUCUCCCGCUGUUUCUCCACCACCCAAAUCUCACUGUCUCUCUCUGAGAGGGUUGGAAAUGGAGGAAGGGGAGGAGGUGAGGAACAAGCAGGUGGUGAUGAAGGGAUUCAUCGCGGGAGCUCCGAAGGAGACGGACAUGGAGCUGAGAGAGGGGAAGGCCAGGCUGAGGGCUCCCAAGGGUUCGGGUGCCAUCCUCGUGAAGAACCUCUACCUCUCCUGCGACCCCUACAUGAGAGGAAGGAUGAGGGAGAACUACGAUUCCUACAUCCCUCCCUUCCAGCCCGGUUCGGUGAUAGAGGGCUUCGGGGUGUCCAAAGUUGUGGAUUCCGAUAAUCCGGGAUUCAGCGCGGGGGAGUUGGUCUCAGGGCUAACUGGUUGGGAAGAGUACAGUUUAAUUUCGAAGACUGAGCAGCUGAGGAAGAUUCAAAUCAAAGAUAUCCCUCUCUCAUAUCAUGUGGGUCUCCUUGGUAUGCCAGGUUUUACAGCUUAUGCUGGAUUCUAUGAGAUCUGUUCUCCAAAGUUUGGGGAGUAUGUCUUUGUGUCUGCUGCAUCAGGAGCAGUUGGCCAGCUUGUUGGUCAGCUUGCAAAGCUAUAUGGCUGUUAUGUUGUUGGAAGUGCAGGCACGAGGCAAAAGGUUGAUCUUCUGAAGAACAAACUAGGAUUUGAUGAAGCUUUCAAUUACAAAGAGGAAUCUGACUUGAACAUAGCUCUGAAAAGGUGUUUUCCCAAGGGCAUCGAUAUCUACUUUGAUAACGUCGGUGGCCCAAUGCUCGACGCGGCGCUCCUCAACAUGAGACCACAUGGCCGAAUUGCUGUGUGUGGAAUGGUCUCUCAGCAUGGAGUCUCCGAUCCUCAGGGAAUCCGUAACCUGCAUUGUCUUGUAUCAAAGAGCAUCAGGAUGCAGGGUUUCCUUCAGCACGACUAUCUGCACUUGUUUCCUCAGUUCUUGGAUCAUAUAGUUAGUUAUUACAAACAAGGGAAGAUUGUUUACAUGGAAGACAUGAGUGAAGGACUUGAGAGUGCUCCAAAUUCAUUCGUUGGCCUAUUCACUGGUAAAAAUGUAGGCAAGCAGGUAGUAUGGGUCUCCAAAGAGUAAUUUUCUUUUACAUGCUUGGCCUUUUAUGUUCUUGUAUGCAAUUCUUAUAAACUUCCCAAAUUCUCUUGUUAAUUUUUGCUGAACUGUUUGUGAAACAUCAGGAGAAGCAUAUGCUGUUUGUUAGGCUAUGAAGCCAAAUAUAUAAGUAAAGGACAGACCCUAUAUUCCUCACAAGCAGCACA
Messenger RNA from Phoenix dactylifera (date palm), 3611 nucleotides. Its product is annotated as Zinc-binding dehydrogenase family protein. Gene Ontology annotation, molecular function: oxidoreductase activity, acting on the CH-CH group of donors, NAD or NADP as acceptor. The record is from RefSeq and is a predicted model, not a curated record. Lineage: Eukaryota; Viridiplantae; Streptophyta; Magnoliopsida; Arecales; Arecaceae.